This is a messenger RNA of Chlamydomonas reinhardtii, 894 nucleotides long. RefSeq lists its product as uncharacterized. The record is from RefSeq and is a predicted model, not a curated record. The transcript has 4 exons. NCBI's taxonomy places the organism in Eukaryota, Viridiplantae, Chlorophyta, Chlorophyceae, Chlamydomonadales, Chlamydomonadaceae. The coding region runs from base 97 to 324 and encodes 75 amino acids.
AUGCCGCUUUGCUUGGCAACUGCCGCGAGGUUCUUCGGCGGUCUGAGCGGUUUGCGAGCAGUGCCAUCUAAAUCGCAGGCGCUGGCACGACCGUUAAUGUUAAGCUUCUCGGCCGCAUCGUGGAGGCUGUGGACUAUGAGCCGGAGGUCAUCGGGCUGUGCCCUCCAGAACAAGCAACGUGAGGCCGUUCACCUGAUCGUCGAGUUCGAGGAUGACCCCGAGACCUUCUACACGGUCAUGGUGUACCAGGUGCAGCACUUUGCAAACCGCGAAGACUUGAAACGUGGCAGUACAUCCUGCUUGUGCGCCCAUUUGCGCUACUAGCAGCAGAGGAGGUCAUGUCGUGGAAGCCAGCGGGCACGUCCGACACCUGCCUCGGUGUGGACUGCUGCCUGGACCGUCCUCGCGUUCUGUCACCGGGCGCCGCUGCCGAGGAGUUCCCGCACCUGCUGAUUGAUGACGCGCGCCUCGUCAUCAACAGCACGCCCCUGACCCAGAUGCAGCCCAAGGCGGGAUUCACGGGGGUCAUGUUGGUGGAGACGGUGGAUGGAGGAGUCAAGCGUGUGGGACGGGAGCGCGGUCGUCACGGUGGUAACGGGAGUUGAUGGCACCUCCAGCGCCCAGCUGCUCAUCAUGCCCAGCUACGACAGCGCCUACGAAGUCAAAAUUAAGAAGCAUAUGUAGCGCGCGGUUUCGCUGCUGGCUGUCAGCUGCUGACGGCCGGCCUCGACCGCGCUUCCUAGACAGGGUCGCUAGGGCUGCGGCCACAUCCUCGGGCACCGCAGCUGGGAGACGGCAACGCCGACAGCAGAGUUAUCAGGCCAGGGGUAGCCACGCAUGCCUGCGUGAACAUUUCCGUGUAAGCAAGUCAUGGCCAACCCGCCCCGGGCUAUC